AUGCCGUUGAAUAGACUCGUCCAAUCACUUGCCUUCUUGUUGUUGGUGGAUAAUGAAGAACAAUCUACAGCAACAACAACAACAACAACCGAUACGGUCACGGUCAACCAUGACAAGAAUACCUUCUUGAAUAUCCGUACACUCAAGGUAUUCAUUCAACGACCAGGUCAACAACUGCCUCAAAGUGUCAAUGCUUUAGUGUUUUCGUCAAUUGGCUUGGCAUCUGCUACAUUGUGUCGUCUGACUUUGUACAGUGUCGAGAUCAACGAAUCGCUUCUCAAAGGGCUGCAAUCCACUUGCAAGCAAUUAGAGCGACUUUGCAUCUACCCGACCAAUUGGUCGCGACUAGACAACGAUGUCCUGCUCCGAUUGUUGGAUUCAAUGCCUUUAAUUUGUGAGUUGGCUAUCAAGAUAUCCGGCACUAUGAACCCGUUUGUUGACAAUCACGAGCAUACAAUGGAUGUACUGGCGCCACUCGCCAAACUAGAAAAGUAUGUUUGGAUUGGUGGUAUCGAGUCGUAUGGCGGAUUCCUCGUGUCUCAGGUGUGGUUCAACUCAAUGACCAACCUACGUGACCUCAAAAUCCAGCUCAACAGCCACUUGGCAGAGUACGAGCAUGACGUGGUACAAGACCCCAACUGGUGGGCAAGGUCAAUACUAAACAAGGACAAGUUGAGACGUUUGCGUCUUAUCAACUGCUACUCACCCGAUGAGAGCAAUAUUGUCGAUGCAUCACAUUCACGACUCGAUGUGCAAAAUCGUGUAAAGACAGACAUUCAAGUCCACAAUCUAUUGCGACAAAUCUCAACACUCAAAGCACUCAGUAACCUCACUUUAAAGGAAAUCAAGUACAUUGAACCGAUCGAUCUCACCUCUUGUCUCGACUCUUUGCCAUUGUUGACUCGAUUCAAAUUCUCCAUCUCUCCAAAGACUGAUAGUGGUGGAUUGUGUAAAAAGGUCUCGGCGACAACAUCGAUUUCAGUGGCACUAUUGACAUACCUUGAAACAGCGGCCAACAGCACAAUCACACAUUUUUCAUAUACUCUUCAACAUGAACUAAAUGCAUGGUUGCCACUCGUCACUGUAUACAAUGAUUGUUCAACAACCGCCGGCGGUGGCGGUCACAACAAUAUAUCUACAACUGCCAAGGCGUACAGGGGUAUUUAUGAUUUGGAGGAACUCACUCAUCUGGCAUCAAAACUUGGUCAAAUUAAAAAGGCACUUGAAUCUUUGGUUCAAAACUCUGAAGCCAUUCAAGAAUUGUCAAUUGGAUCGACAAUUGAACCAUACCAUUGUUGUACUCAAAAGAAGGAUGUUGUUGCCGACAAUUCCAAUGAUCAUCUAGAUCUAGUGUCGUCAGCACUACUCACCUCUUUCCAAUCAAGUACAAGUGUCUCUCUCUAUGGGAGCACAAGACUACCGCCGUCAUCGUUGACAACCAGCUAUCGCCAAAAAUAA
This is a messenger RNA of Cavenderia fasciculata, 1458 nucleotides long. RefSeq lists its product as uncharacterized. NCBI's taxonomy places the organism in Eukaryota, Evosea, Eumycetozoa, Acytosteliales, Cavenderiaceae. The record is from RefSeq and is a predicted model, not a curated record. Bases 1 to 1458 code for a protein of 485 amino acids. The transcript is spliced from 3 exons.